UUAUUCUUUGGCAGCCUGGAUACAAGUGAGACGAAAUCUACGUAACUUGAAUGGAGUCGAGUGUUCUUUAUUGUUGGAAAUAAAUGAUGAGCACAGAUAGGAUAUCAUGGAGUCACAAACCAAAGAUGAAGUAUCAAAGGUAAUUGAAUACCUUCACUUGAGUCCUCAACUGCAGAGGGGCUCACUUGGGCCCCAGCAUGGGAAAGGAGGAGAAGAAGGAAAAGACUCCUUAUCAUGGACAGAUGCAGGGCCUCAUAAUGCAUCAAUACUGAGGACCCAACAGUAUCAAUCUUAUCCUAAUCUGUCAGUAAAUGUUCCCAUGCUCAAUGUUCCCGUGAUGUGUCAAAGCAAUGCUCCAUUAUCAAAGGGAGGUGCUGAUUCCACUGUUAGCACUUCAGCUUGUACUGCAGAUUUCAAUCAUAUGGCUAACCCAACCUGUGGAAGCUGUCUGCUGCUGCCCGUCAGUCCACUUCAGAUUGUGCCUGGAAGUCCACUGCAUGUAUUGAACAGUCCAAUUUAUUCUGUCUCUCCCUCAGGUCAACUUAGCCAGGAGGUCUUUAACUUCAACCCGUCCUUCCUGAACUAUUACUACAAUGCCAACACCAGCACCCCAGCUGUCAGUCCUGGUUAUCAAGCAAAUAUUCCAGUGUCACCAAAUUAUUUGGCUCCUGGCUUACCACAGUUACCAUCAUCUCCUGGUUUCCUGACAGCAGCUGGUUAUUAUGCUGGUUUUUCUCUGCUUGGAGGACCCAGACUGCCUGGCUCCCCAUUGCCACCACUCGGCCAAGCUUUCAUGCCACUUCAUGCAGCUGCUUUGCGAGGUGAUAAACAGAAGCUUGCUGAAUUACUUCAAGAGAAGAAUAUUAACCUUGAGAUACGUGAUCGCUGGGGUCGUGUUCCUCUUGUGUAUGCAGUUCUGGGUAACAAUCAAGAAGGAGUGGACCAAUUGCUGCGUGCUGGGGCUCGGCCAGAUGCUGUUGAUUCACACAAAUGUACUCCACUACACUUUGCUGGAUAUAAGGGUUACUUAGGCUGUAUUAAGGCCAUUGUACAUGCAGUAGAAAGCAGAGGACUUCCUCUCAUUGAUAAUCAAGGUGGGCUGUGGUUGGCCCAAGAUUUGAGAGGUGUGACACCUCUUCAUCAUGCAGCACAUCACAACAACAGCAAGUGCCUUCAUGCUUUACUGAAAUAUGCUGCACCAGGAACCUUGGAUACUGUUGAUCACAAAAAGAGGACCCCAUUACACUGGGCAGCUGCAUAUGGCUCAGAGGAAAAUGUUCGACUACUGAUAAAGCAUGGGGCAAACAACCUUAUGCCAGACCAGGAAGGAAAAACACCUCUCCAUUGGGCUGCUAUAAGCAAGGCUGAAAGUGCGACAGCAUGUGUUCGGACACUGAUAGGUGCAGCACCUUCAAGUGUGAACUGGCAAGACUAUGAUGGGAUAACUGCCUUGCACUUAGCAGUUGCUGAAGCAAGAAAAGAUAUAGUUGAUGUUAUACUCUCUGUACCAAAAUGCAAUGUAGAUUUAACAGACAAUCAUUUCAGGACAGCCCUUCACUGGGCUUGCAACAGAGGACUGACAGCAAUAGUCAGCCGAUUAUUAGAACGUGGAGCUCAUUUAGGUGCAGUUGAUGUGUAUGGAGCAACUCCACUGCAUUAUGCUGCACAGCUUGAUCAUGCUGAUACAGUGGAACUGUUGGUUAGGCGACCAUGUGUCCGGGAUAAUCCAUCAAAAGAAGGUCACACAGCCAUGUUGUGGGCUGCAGCACGUGGUGCUAAUGCAGCCCUCACAGUGAUGGCAAGACAUGGAUCAUCCUUAACUCAGGCUGAUCCAGGGGGGUGCACUGCCCUGCACAUUGCAGCAGGAUCAGGUCACGUCUCCACUGUUGGUGUCCUACUGCGCCUGCGUGCACCAAUUGACAUAUGUGCUAAUGAUGGCUGCACACCUUUGCUUCAUGCUGCACAAGGGGGCCAUGCUCACAUUGUUAAAUUACUAGCGGAAGCUGGAGCAUCUCUUGAUCAUCGAGACAGCGAAGGUCAAUGUGCUCUGCACCAUGCAGUUCUUGGUGGACACCUCUACUUAGCUCAGAUUCUCAUAAAAGCAGGUACAUCUGUGAAUGUUCGAGAUUUCUCUGGACGCACUCCUCUUCAUAUGGCAGCAUACAGAGGACUGAGUGACAUUAUGUUCCUGUUAUUAGAAAAUCGAGGUGAUGUAAAUGCCAGAGAUCAUCAGGGUCAAAGUCCUUUACAUUGGGCAGCACAAGAAGGCCACUUAGGAGCUGUUAAUACACUACUAGAUUUUCGUGCAUAUCCCAACUACACACAGACUACUGAUGACAGAUAUACACCAUUGGAUUGUGCAUAUGUUGCUGAACAGUUGGAAAUUGCAGAAGUCUUAAUGGUGAAUGGUGGGCUGUCAGUUACAAGGAUAAUGGAAAUAGCAGCUACAAAAAUUCAGGCUGGUUUCAGAGGUUACCUAGUACGGAGAUAUGUUGAACAACACCGGUUACACUUAAAUAUUGAAAAUAGCAAGAAGAAUGGAAAUAUACUUGUAGAUGAAUUUGAAGAAAAUUUAAUUGAUGCUGAUAGUGGUUUCAUUGAGGAAGCUGCUAUGAAAACUGAGCAACAACAAAGAUUAACUUUAAGAGAACAAGCUACAAAUGAUUCCAGUGCUCCAACUGAGGAGCUUCAAGAGGAUUCUAAGGAAGGAGAUGGCCAAAAUGGUCUGUUAGAUAAGGCAUUACGUGCAACAAGUUCUGGGACAGCCAAUACACAACAAAAACUGAAAGUCAGUUUCUAUGAGUCAAAUCCUUACAAUUCUGUGUCUGGCCAGCGCAAAUCUAAAGGUUUGGCAAGCAGCAUUAUGAGAGGGGCUCGGAAAAAGACUGUUCGAAAUUUAGAAUUACCUGACCCAGGGGAACUGGGAUUGGAUAAUCAGCUGAUAGAAAGUGAUCAGAAUUUUGCAGAGGAUGAAGCUUCAGAAUCAGAGGACGAUUAUGCCUUCAUGACUCGUGCAAUCAAAGGCCCUUCACUAGUACUUGCGCAAGCUCUACAUAUGCCUGGAAUUAUAGCCAGUGCAGUUUUGACUGUUGGUAAUAAUCAGAAUCAAGAGACUCGAAAUCAGGCCUCAGACAACAAUAAUCAAAAGGUGAUAGAAAACAAAAACAGUGAGAAUAUGCAAGAAAAGAACAAUGAUCUUCAAACAAGUUCAAACAAUCUCAGCAAAAGAAAUGUAGGUGAUGUUGACUGCCAGGUAUAUUCAUCAAAACAGACAAGGCUCAAAUCUGGCAAAGACUUUAAAAGAAAGGGAGUCUUUAAAGAAAGACCCAGUGAGAACUUACAAGAUUUUGAUUAUGAUUCAGAGUUUUCAAAUAUGUUAAGGCAACAGAAAAUUGAGAAAAUGAGAAUACUGACAGAAAAUUCUGAGGCAGCAGUGGAGACUGUAAAUGUUGAAGCUGGAUAUACUAAUACUUCAGCAUUAAGGUCAAAGCAGAAUCACAUUUUGAGUGCUGAUGCAAGAAAACAAGCAGAGCAGAAGUGGAAGGAGAAGUUAGCAUCACUAACCAUAAAAG
Molecule: messenger RNA, 3572 nt
Organism: Penaeus monodon (black tiger shrimp)
Lineage: Eukaryota; Metazoa; Arthropoda; Malacostraca; Decapoda; Penaeidae
Product: inversin-like
Molecular function (GO): protein binding
Source: RefSeq, a predicted model, not a curated record